AUGUCCCUCAGCAGCGGCCCUGCAGGCGGGAAAGGUGUGGACUCCAACGCGGUGGACACGUACGACAGCGGCGAUGAGUGGGAUAUCGGUGUUGGGAAUCUGAUCAUUGACCUGGACGCCGACCUGGAGAAAGACAAACUAGAGAUGUCGAGCAGUAAGGAGGGAGGGGGCAUGGCGGCCCCUCCCAGCGCCGUGGCGGCUCUACCUGAAAAUAUCAAGUUUGUUAGUCCUGGAGCCGCGGCGCAGGGCAAAGAGAGCAAAUCCAAAUCUAAACGUAGUAAAAACUCUAAAGAGAGCCUGAAGGCCCCCGUCUCAGACGGAGCCAAGAAGGAGGUUCAGGGUCGCCCCCCUGGUGACCCACCCCCCCAGAACCCCAGCUCCACCCCCACCAAAGGAACUGACAAGUCCAGUAAACCCUCCCGAAACCUCCCCACUGUGAAAAAGGACAAAGACGGGGUGUCUGGGAAAACCAAGAAGGAGAAAAUGGAGGGAACCGGAGCGGCCAACUCCGAGAAGGAGGCCGUGGCCCCCAUCCUGCCGCUGGGGGCCCCUCGCAGCGGCCCCUUUGAGGGUCAACAAAACCCAGAGCUGACUGCCGCCGAGCAGCUUGGAAAUAUGGCACUGGACUCGACAGGGAUUGGCCAGCCCGUCGCUAUGACAACCGAGCCGGAGGAGAUGGAUAACAGUGAAUGCAGAAACCUGAAGAAGGCGGUCAAUGUGAAGGUAAGACGCCCGCCGCCCCGCUCAUGGGUUCAGACCGGGCCUGUCCUCACUUCCUGUCCCGGUGUGAUGAUGUGAGAAAUGUGGAGUCAUGUGUUUUCAGGUCUUACCGUCAUGAAAACGUUCCUCUGGUUCAGAUUAAAAGUGAAAAUGAGAUUCUGGAUCAGGACCUCCUCAAACUGAGACCUCCUCCUCUGAUGUUGACGUGGACAGUCUGAGUCUGAGGAGGUCAGAUCUUUAAAGAGAGAGGACUAGAGUUCAUGGUAGGGCUGCAUGAUGUUAGAAAAAAUCAACAUUGGGAUUUUUUUCAGUCGCCAUGACGAUGCUUAAACGAUGUGUGGUGCAGCCCUGGUUCAUGGUUUGGCGUCUGGAAGUGAAGCUGUGGAGAGUUCAGGUUUGAGCUCCGUUCCUGCUGGCGUGCAGCAGCGAUCACCCGCUCAGAGCGCUCGGUUCCCCCCCUCUCUGCCAAGUUCCACCUCCUCCUCAGCGGUCCGUCACUCAGCCUUUACUGCGGUCACCUCUGAACCCUCAGUCAAAGCAGACGCUGACCCGGCCACCUGCUGGUGUCAGAGGUCAUCGACCUGCUAAUGGCUCAGCUGCUCGAACCUUUAAAGGGUCGUCUCUCCGACUGAAGGAGAUCUGCUUUAGCUGUGAUGGAAAACCUCCGUCACACCGCAGAGAGACUGUGAGGGGAGACGCUGCAGCUGCCCCUCUGAAUCUUUGAUUGGUUUUUAUUUUUUACAUAUUUUUGGAUUUGAUGGACAUCUAGGUCCAGUAAGGUGUUAAAUUUCUAUGGUAGAUGUCCUUCAUUUAAACAGGCUGUAAAAGCAGCAGUCACUCCGUCCCUCAUGGAGACGUAUCUGCUGACUCAAAGAUCUUGUUUUUGUCUCUGACUGGUUCAGAUGUUUAGUUUCUGACAUUAUUAGAGUAAAGGUUCUAACGCACAGAGACGAACCUUUUAAAAUCUGUAACCAUGAACCUGUGAGGACGAGCAGCACCAUCAGCUGAGAUCAGACCUCUGUCCUAAUGAUCGUCACAGAUAGUGUUUGUUUCUAUCGGCCUGUUUUAAUUUGAGUUUUAGUCUUUGUGUCAAACUGAUAUUUCAGUUUUUAUUAGUUUUACUUCAAACUCAGUUUUUGUUUAGUCAAGUCUUAGUCGAUGAUUUUAAUCUCGUUUUAGUAAUGUAAUUCUGUUUAACCCAGUUAAUACUAGGGCCUGAUGUCGACUAUUAAGGGGGGGGUCUGAUUACCAAUUAAUCGACCGAUUUUUAAAAUUUUUUAAUGAAGUUAAAAAUAUAUAUAUUUACAUAAGAUAUCUACAUUAUUCUAUAUACUGUAGGUUACUGCUCUUCACGCUGACAGGAAGACCGACUGAUCAAACUCAGACCAGAAAAGCGUUUUCAACUACAGCGAAAAUCGGCGAGUUUUGGCCGAUUACCGAUGAGUCUCAAACGGGCUAAAACUGGCUGACUUAAUUGGCUCGGGUCUAGGGUCCGACGGACCCUGGCUCAUACAGUAUAAUUACCUAUUAUAUUAUUUUUCUUUUAGUCAAACCCAUUUCACAAAUCAAACACAGUUAUCUUAUUAUAUUGUUACCUUAUUAACUGAUAUACAUGUAUGUGUGUUGAUGUGGAUACACAAAAAUAUCACAGUUUCAGCAGAUAUUUUGGAUAAACCCACUUCACACUCUCUCACACACACACGAGACACACACACACAGGCUAUGAGCUAGACACAGACACACACACAUGCUUGCUGGACACACACACACACACACAAACACACACACACACACACACUUGGCUGGACAGUGUAAACUAUAAAGUGUCGUUACAUCCAUAUCUUAACUUUCCUCGUUCAUCAUUGAAGACCCUCAGAUGUCUUUUUAGAAUCGUGGUGUUUUUUUCCUGGUUAUUUUACGGUCAUUUCUCCCUUUUUCUUUUUCCGCGACACAUUCUUGUUUGUUUUCCACGUGUUUGUAGUUGAAGUGAGUUCAGAUAUCAUUUCUUCUUUUUCUCCAACUCGCCCAAAAACAUCUUUGCCCACCGCAUCUAAAAAUACCGUGACUAAACAAUUUUGCCUCGUCUGGUUUUAGUCAAGGAAAAUGAAGAGACAUCUUAGCAGCUUUUAUUUAGUGAACCACAUUUAGUCUCGUUUUUAUUCGUCAACAAUAUUGUAUUAUAUAUUUAUAGUUAUUGUCACGAGACCAUCAGUUACGUUUCGUCUCGUCUCCUUUUUUGCACAUGAUAAAGGUUUGAUGAUAUUUGGUCAAAGACAAAGAUCCUGGUUUUAAUUUCUUUAUUUUAAAUCACGUUAAAUUGAAAGGUAAACUUGUCUCCUUGUUUGUGAAUGACGUGGGUGUAGACGGUGUUCAGUCCCUCUGUGAUCUUUAUCCCACUCACUGCUGCUGCUGCCGUCCAAGUGUAGGUUUAACAGGCCGCCUAAUCAUAGCAGCUUUUCAGAAACGAGCUAUUUCCAGUCCUCUAAUCUGAACCUGUUUCUGUUGGAAGACUGUGGAGCAGCAGGUCCUUCAGCAGGUCCUGGAAACUUCACCUGACCUCCUCUGAACUUCAGCACCUUAGAGCAAACAUCUCAGCUUUUACCGUGCUGCUGAUCCAGGGUUACAGAGGCUUUAGAUCAGGAUCUACCCGUCUGUUUGUACACACAUGAACAGGCUGUAAACUCACUGAUCAGGCUGUUGAUAAAUCUGUUAAAAUGGUUGAAAUGACCUUUAAUUCAAGGUUGACAGGCAGCAGAUGAAAACAGACCUCGGAUGUUUGUGUCUCUCUGUGUGUGAACGUUUUUAAAUGGUCUUUAUUAAAUUCAGUCCAAAGGUCUGUCGGCUGUCCUCUGUGUUCAGUCUGACAGUAAAGAAGUCUGAGAGUUCAGAGGACGACACUUCAGGAGAACGAGAACUGAUGAACCGACGAACGAGAGUUUAUUUCAGCUGGAGAGACAGAAACAGAUGUCAGCGUGAGGAGUUCAGACUAAACAGAGAGAGGGAGAGAGGGAGAGAGGGGGAGGACAGUGGAAAAGGAGUAAAGAGUUCUCUUCCUGUUGGACAGACAGCAGCCAGAUUACAGGGAGAGAGAACAGGAGAGAGAAGUUUCUAUUCACUUUGUCUCUGAUAGAAAAACUCAUGAAUGUCCAACUUCAUGGACAGAGAGGACGAGUGUCUCUGCAGGUCCAGAGUGUCUCUGCAGGUCCAGAGUGUCUCUGAAGGUCCAGAGUGUCUCUGCAGGUCUAGAGUGUCUCUGCAGGUCUAGAGUGUCUCUGCAGGUCUAGAGUGUCGCUGCAGGUCCAGAGUGUCUCUGCAGGUCUAGAGUGUCCACUGCUGUCUCAUGUUGUCUGUGUUUAUGUUGGUCUAUUCAAACCCAGACCAGCUGUGAAACCUCUUGGUUUAGAGCUCCCCCUACUGACCAGAGGAGACAGUGUAGCUCAGACCAGAGUCACCCAGGACCUGAACAUGGAGAGUCAGGUCCAGCUAGGUGAGAGUUUAGACCGGACUCCUAUUCUUGUUGAGGAGAGAGUGGACUGACUGACUGACUGACUGACUGACUGACGCAUGUUUACUCCAGUAGGUGGAGACACGCCCCCUUUUCCACUCCUUCCUCCUGGAUCCUGGUUUUUCAGCAGGUUCGGGUUUUAUUUAAAACCACAUUUGUCUCUUCAGUUUUCCAGAGGAGUCCCGGUUUUAGAGGAGGACCUUGGUCCCCUCUCACUUUUUACAGUCAUGUUGAUCAAACUCUGAGAAGGUCAGAUUAGUGCCGUUUCAGUCGAACCAGAAUCUGUCUGCUCUUCUAUCAGCCCGCCCUGUGUGUUUGAAUCUGAAACUGAUCAGGACUGAUCAGACUGUAAAUCAGCUGAUCAGUCGAGGUCCUUCCCGCCAAUAUUUACUCACUUCAGUUUUCUGAACCUUGUUGGCGUUAAACCCCACUUCCUGCUCAGGUCUGCAGGUCCUAGAAUAAUGAUCGUCUCCUGUUUAAAAACCUGGUUCCGCCUCCAUAAACGAGCUGGGCUCACACACUGAUCGGACUGAUCGAUUCCAGGCCGUAUUGAUUGAAACGUGUUGAGAUGAUUUCAGCCCCUGAACACUGAGAUGUUCGUCACUCACUGCUUUGGUUUGGAAGCUGCUUGUUUCAUUAGAAGUGGAUCAGUGAGGAAACUGAGUUCAUGAUAUCUGCAGAACCUGAUCAGCCAUCUUCUGGAGGAACUGGAGUGAGAUGAUUCCAGCCCUGUGGUUUUAACAUCACCGUAAAUAUAUCUGACUCUUUGUUCAUGCACCACUGCUCCACCUCCUCCCUGAGGUGACCGUCUGAAAGGGUCCAGAUCCUGUCCCUCUCUGACGAGGGUGGAGGUGAAGCUCCUCCUCAGAAGACCCUCUCAGCUCAGCUCAGCUCAGCUCUGAGACUCUGUCCCCGAGGUUUCUGGGAAAGUGUGUUCUCUGAAAAAGAAAAGCAUGUAGAGAAGAGAAGGGGCCCCGGCACCCCCGCUCUGCAGCUCCAUGUUCCUGGAAGUGUGCUGAAGAGAGAAGGUCAAAGUCUGAUGAGAUGGUCACGUGUCAUCUUAGCAGAAGGUUAAAGGUCAUCAUGAACUCUCCCACUGUUGGAGACCUGACAGUUUUCGCUGCUCCUCCAGGUUUAUCUCAGGGUUUCCAGUUCUCCUCCUCCUCCUCUCAGACCUCACAGUGGUUCUGGUACUCUUGAGUCCUGGACCCCCUCCAACUUGAUUUCUCUCCAGGUCUCUUUCUCUCCGUCCCAGAUGUUGUUUCAUCGUCUCGGCAUCUCAUGGAGUAAUAACUCCUGACCGGUUCCUCUGAGUCUUUGUGACAGCAGUGAGUGGACCAGGAGGACUAGAGGAGUCCCUUCAGAGUUUUUCACACUUGUUGUUGUUGUUGUGAAGGUCCUUGAAGACGUUUUUGAGCAGGUUUGAUGGACUUCGAUGGUCCUUGAGAGGCUCUGAGGGGCAGCGCGGUUAAAUCUACUCGACACCCUCACUGUCAACGUCGGUGUUGAAUAAGGGACCGUCAAUAAAUUACCGGUUGAUGUUCUCAGAAAAGGCUGUUUUCCUUCAAUAGCUUCACUGUCAUGUGACCAAAAGACCUAAAAUUGAUCUCUAAUAAUAGAACUAAGGUCGAUCAAUAAGACAAACAUUAUUUGAUCAGUUUUCAUUGAUCCCCUAAAGUUCUCUGUGCUCCUUACUUUUUCAACUGAGGAGAACAUGUGAACAGAGUUCGUGUCAGCCCUGUCAGGUAACGCCGGGUCCUGAAGAGGUCAGGAGGUCGUGUGUGAAGGAGCUUCAGCGCUGUCUGAGAAAUAAACAGACCGUCAUCAUCAGUGUUCGGACCGCCGCCGCCGCUGUAGCUCCAGUAACCUCUCCUGAUUGACCUCCGAGAGCAGACCUCAGCACUCUGACCGCAGAGGAGGAAGUCUCUGUCUCUCUCUCUCUCUCUUUCUCUCUCUCUCUCUCCCUGAGUGAGCGAGUGACCUUGAAAGGAAUGUGGCUUGUUGUUGUAAUGAAUACCUCCGACUGAAUGGAGAGGAGGAGGAGGAGGAGGAGGAGGAGGAGGAGCAGAGGGGGAGUCGGUGUUUCCCAGAGCUGCUGUUUGUGUGUGUUUGGUUAAAAGUCUCUGCAGCCAAUAGAGGAGGUGUAAAACUGACCCCUCCCCCUCCUCAGGGGGUUUCCCAGCAUUCCAGGCGGCCAUGUUUUUUUAUUCUUAAAGAGGAGAAGUAGAGGGGGCCGCCGCGGUAACACCCGACCAAACCGGGCGGUAAAACCGGUCAGCUGCAGAGCCACCAUGUUUCCCCGCUCUGAGAGAACGUCUGCAGGGAGGACCGAGACGCUCUGGUCCAUGAGAACCAGGUAAACUCAGACCACCUGAGCAGGACUCAGUCUGAACCUCUGCUUCUUUCAAACGGUGGUCCUCUGUUGAUGGUCGUGUCUGAGUGUCGGUGUUCUUGUUUUGUUUUUAUUAGAGGAUUUCUUCUGAUUUUGUUCCGUGAUCGUAGUUUGAGGAUUUAGACGGUCUUAAACUUUCAAACUGAGUCCCAGAAUGAAGCGAACGAGGAUCAAAGAUUGAAGUCAGACCUGAAUCAUGGACCCUGAGCAGCGUGGGUUUACAAAUGUGAUCCUACAGUGUAGAGUUUUAAUAGACCGAUUAUGGUUCCUACAGAGAUGAUUCAGCAGAGUUCAGGUACUUUAUUAGAUCUUAAGAAAUAAGGACAAACAUGAUGACGGGUUUACAAGAAGGAGAAGAAGAUUAACUUGACGUUCAGACAGCUGCAGUGAAGAAAUAAGAAAAAGUCAAAGUAAAGAGGAUUGCGACGAAAUGUUUGAGCUGUCCAUCAUGAUGUUUUAAAAUUCCCCUGAAGUUUUGUAGAUAUGACCUCUGCAGGACCAGGGAGCUCAUCAGCGUGUUUGUUUACUCUCCUGUUGUGAUCGACUAAAGGGGACCUUCUAGAUUUAACGGUCCGGACUUUGGUUCCUGAUGAAAACAGAUCUAGUGUGUGGAGAACCACACCACUCAGGACAGGAAGUGAAGGGUUAAAUCUGUCAUCAUUUGUCUCCAUGAGUGAGGUCGUAACACGCUGUAGCCAAGAGGUGAAACAGGCUGAUUUGUACUCAUAUACAGACAGAUAGAUAGAUAGAUAGAUACAUAGAUACAUAGAUAGAUAGAUAGAUAGAUAGAUAGAUAGAUUAGAUGGAUACAUAGAUAGAUAGAUAGAUAGAUAGAUAGAUAGAUAGAUAGAUAGAUAGAUAGAUAGAUAGAUAGAUAGAUAGAUAGAUAGAUAGAUAGAUAGAUAGAUAGAUAGAUAGAUGGAUGGAUGGAUGGAUGGAUAGAUAGAUAGAUAGAUAGAUCAUAAAGACAUUAAAAGUGUCUAAUUGAAGUUGGGAAUCUCUGAACCUCUCCUCUCUGUGUCCCCCUUACAGAUGGAGUCCCCGGUCUCCACCCCUGCCCCUCCUCCCCUCCACCUCCUCGCUCCCGUCACCAACAGCGACAUCUCAUCCCCUUGCGAGCAGAUCAUGGUCCGCACGCGCUCAGUAGCGGUGAACACCGCCGACGCCGCGCUGGCCACCGAACCGGAGUGCCUGGGACCCUGCGAGCCCGGCACCAGCGUCAACCUGGAGGGCAUCGUGUGGCAGGAGACGGAGGACGGUGAGAACCAGAGCGUAGAUGUGAAGCACAUAGAGCUCACAGUGUAGACUCAGAGUGUGUAGAGCUUCUAACACCAGUGUGUGUGUGUGUGUAGGUAUGCUGGUUGUAAACGUCACCUGGAGGAACAAGACUUAUGUUGGAACUCUGCUGGACUGUACGAGACAUGACUGGGCCCCUCCGAGGUACGUGGUCCCUACAGACCUCUUGGUUCUCCUGUCCCAGGUCGGCGGCGGUAUCAUGUUGUCAUGGUGAUGUCAGAUUAACGAUGAUGCUGUUUGUGUGGUUCAGGUUCUGCGAGUCUCCCACCAGUGACGUGGAGAUGAGGAGCGGCCGCGGUCGGGGGAAGAGGAUGCGCCCGGGCAGCAACACGCCGCUCAACGACAACAGCAACUCCUCAGACAACAAAGGCAGCGGCAGCAGCAAGACACGUGGCGCAGCGGCGAACAGCAAAGGGCGGCGAGGGAGCCAGACAGCCGGCGGCACCGAGGACGCCAAGGCCAGCCCGUCCUCUGCCAAGAGGAAGACCAAACCCGCCUCAGACAUGGAGCCCACCUCCAGCUCCGAGGACACCAAGGCGUCCAAAAGGAUGAGGACUAAUUCCACCGGCGCCGCUCUCCCCCUCCCUGGAGGGAAAUCAGAGCCCCACCCACAGCUUGACCGCACCUGCCCCUCCCCCGUGCUCAUCGACUGCCCCCAUCCAAACUGCAACAAGAAGUACAAGCACAUCAACGGGCUCAAGUACCACCAGGCACGAGCCCACAACGACCACGACGUCCGGUUGGAUCAGGAUGCCGACAGUGAGUACGGCGAUGACCCCGCCCUCCACCCUGACCCCACUUCCUGCAACGGUGCCGCCAUCUCCCCAGCCCGCUCCACCACGCCAAAAGGACGCGUUUUCGAUGCCCCUUCCCCGUCUCCAGGAAAACUGAAGGGAAAGAAGAAGGCAGGAGAGGCGGAGCUUGAGGUGACGGACGGCGGCGAGGAGGGGGUGUGUCUGACCGACGAGGCGAGCAAUGACGGGAUGGACGAUAGGAAGGCAAAGAAGAUGACGGCGGGGGGCAAACCUGAUAAACUGGCCCAGAAAGGUUUAAAACCCGCCCGCCCUGCUGCCCCCGCCGCCCCCGGAGCCCCCUCCCCCUACGCUCUGCAGGCGUCCUCCCCCGCCCUGGGCUCAGUGGUCCAGUCCGUCCCUAAAAGCCCCCAAAUGAAGAGCAUUCAACCCAAACCCCCGCCACUGGCUGACCCCGCCUCUAGCCCCACCCUGUCCAAAGACAAGAAGAAGAAGGACAAGAAGAAGAGGGAGGGGGGGAAGGAGGGGGACAGUCCGAAGGCCAUGAGUAAGGGGGGGCGGUCCGAGGAGGGGAGGAGCCCGUACUCCGAGGACGCCAUGCUCAACGGCUCCUCAGAAGCUCAUCAGAGCCGGCUCGCCAGCAUCAAGGCCGAGGCCGACAAGGUCUACAGCUUCUCCGACAACGCCCCCAGCCCCUCCAUCGGGGGGGGCAGCAGGAUGGAGGGCGGCCUGGCGGCGCCCAUGCACCUCAACCAGAACGGAGCCGACAACGCCUCCGUCAAAACUAGCAGCCCUGCCUACUCCGACAUCUCAGAUGCAGGUGAGGACGGCGAGGGGAAGACGGAGGGGGUGAAGGUAAAAACAGAGCCGGAUCAGGGGCCCCGGGAUCCAGGGGCCAAGAAGGCGCUGUUCCCCCCUCAGGCCCCCAGCAAAGACUCGCCGUACUACCCCAACUAUGACUCCUACUACUCCCCCAACUACCCCAACCCCAGCCCGGGGGCGGCCCCCUCAGCCCCUCCCCACGUGGAGGGGGCUCAGGUGAAGGUGAAGAAGGAGGAGGAGCCUGAGGUGGGGGAGGAGUCCAAACUAAAGGUGGAGCCUCAGGAGGAGAGGAAGGUGGAGCCUGGCCCUCAGCAGCCGUCAGUCAUCCAGCAGCGCUCCAACAUGUACACCCAGCCCCUUUACUACAACCAGUACUACGUCCCCCCCUACUCAUACCCCCCCGACCAGGCCUACCACGCCCACCUGCUCGCCUCAAAUCCCGCCUACCGCCAGCAGUAUGAGGAGCGGCAACGCCAGGCUGACAAGAAGGCUGAGAGCAAAGAGCGUGAGGCGAGCGCCAAGGAGGAGUGGAAGCAGAAGGCCUCGGUGCCCCCCACCCUGUCCAGAGCCCCCAGCCUCACUGACCUCACAUCGAGGGGGGGGCUGAACCCAAACAAGCCCAAAGAAGCCCCGCCCUCCUCGGAACAAGCCAAGUCUGUCAUCAUGGCGAAGGGAGACGACCCCAAGGCCACGGCUGCCCAGCCUGAGGGUCUUAAGAUGAAGCUGACUGAAGCAGGGCAUCAUGGGAAAGAGGACGCCAAGCCAGGGGUGGAGUCAGGUCGGCCGACAGGUGUAGAGCCCGCCAUGUGGUACAGACAGGUAACUGCAGGGAGACGCACGACAAUUGGAAAAUACAGCUUUGUGUUUUAAUUAGAAAUGACAGACAAUGACUCAGCAGAAAUACAGAUGAUGACUCAGCAAAAUGAACUCAGCAGAAUGACGGAUGAUGACUCAGCAGAAUUACAUAUGAGUCAGCAGAAUGACACACAAUGACUCAGCAGAAUGACAGAUGAUGACUCAGCAAAAUGACAGAUGAUGACUCAGCAGAAUGACACACAAUGACUCAGCGGAAUGACAGAUGACAACAGAAUGAUAGAUGAUGACUCAGCAGAAUGACAGAUGACUCAGCAAAAUUACAGAUAACUCAGCAGAAUGACAGAUGAUGACUCAGCAGAAUGACAGAUGACUCAGCAGAAUGAUAGAUGAUGACUCAGCAGAAUGACAGAUGAUGACUCAGCAAAAUUACAGAUAACUCAGCAGAAUGACAGAUGAUGACUCAGCAAAAUGAAAGAUGACUCUAAGAUGACUUAAAGUCAGCGAUGGUUGAACCUGCGGUCAGAGUUUUCAGUCUCUGAACCUGAUCGGACCUCAGAACCAAAGUUUAAAAAGAACUUACUUUAUUCUCAGACUGGACCAGAAUAUUCUGAUGUUUAGAGGAUUCAGUUGGUGUUUUAAAUCAAAAGUGCAGAAACUUCAGGAUCAGUUAAGAACUGGAUCAGAACCACUUUAGCUGAAGGUGUUUUUUGUUCCACUGUUGAUUCCUCCUUCAGAGUAGAAACCUUAUUUCCUCUCCCUGAAGUGUCUCCUGGUCAAAAACAGUUUAAUUAGUUUAUAAAAAAAAGACAGCAGCAGUUUAUCAUAUUUUAAUCCAAAUCAAUAAAAUGAAGAUCUAUUAUUGAUUAGAUGCAGAAUGAUUAAAUUGACUCUUCUAAAGAUUCUGCUUAGAGCAGCAGGUGGAGCAGCAGCAGGUGGAGCAGCAGCAGUCUGUUCCUCCACCUGCUCUCCUCCUUGACUCUCACACUCCUCCUCCUCCACUCUGUCCUGUCACCUUCUCCUGCUUCUCCUGAUGUUUGACUUCCUCUCCUUCCUCUCCACAGGAGCCAGACUCUCGCUUGUGGCCUUACGUCUACCCCAACAAAUACUCUGAAGCUCCUAAACCUCAGGAGGAGGAGCGGUGGAAGGAGGAGAGGGAGCGAGAAAGGGAACGAGAGAGGGAGAGGGAGCGAGACCGAGACAGGAAAGUAAAGGAGGAGAGGCCACGAACGAAGGAGGGCCUCGUGAAAGAGGAGGUGAAGGAAGGGGGCGAGGGCAGGACUCAGCCGCCUCCAGAGGAGCACAGAGGGGGAGGGAAGGAGACGCGGCCCCCCCACAUGCAGUUCUCCUCCGCCCUGGCUCAGCAUCAGGGAUACAUGCCCUACAUGCACGGACCCUACGCCUACAGCCACGGGUACGAAGCCAGCCACCCCGGGUACAGAGGCGUGCCCUCGGUCAUGAUGCAGAACUACCCAGGUGAGAAAAGAGGAGGAGGAGGAGGAGGAAGAGGAGGAGAGAGGGUCAGGGUUCGAGUCAGUCCAGAUCAAUCACUCUAACUGUCCAUGUCUGUGUUGUUCAGUUUGUCUCUCCUCUCUGUCCUCUCUGUCCUCAGGCUCGUACCUGCCGCCAGGUUACUCCUUCCCCUCAUACGGCGGGAAGAUGGCGGCGUCAGGUGAGGAGGGGGAGAAACCCUCCAGGUCCAGCCCCACUGUGAGGCCCCCCGGUGAGGCCAAAGCCCUGGACCUGCUGCAGCAACACGCCAGCCAGUACAAGAGCAAGUCCCCGUCCAUCCCUGAAACCAAACCCCCCCACGAGCGGGACAGAGAGCGAGAGCGGGACCGGGAGAGAGACAGGGACCGGGAGCGAGAGAGAGACCGGGAGAGGGAGGGUGACCGGCCGCGCUCCUCCCCCUCACAACGUAUCCUCCCCUCCCAUCAUCACCUGGGUUACCCGCUGCUGUCGGGACAGUACGACCUGUCCUACCCCUCAGGUGAGACACCUCAGGCUGUCAGCUGACCCCUCCCCCCUCCUCAGACACGCCUUCUCAGUCUUGUUCACGUGUCGGCCAUGUUGGAUCUGUAGCUAACUCCUCCUCUGUCCUUCAGGUCUCUCCUCCUCAGCCAUCGUCGCCAGUCAGCAGGCGUCCGCUUCGUCCAUGUACCCCCCCGCACGGAGGUGA
Molecule: messenger RNA, 12479 nt
Organism: Xyrichtys novacula (pearly razorfish)
Lineage: Eukaryota; Metazoa; Chordata; Actinopteri; Labriformes; Labridae
Source: the annotation of a GenBank genome assembly